Molecule: messenger RNA, 3284 nt
Organism: Lepisosteus oculatus (spotted gar)
Lineage: Eukaryota; Metazoa; Chordata; Actinopteri; Semionotiformes; Lepisosteidae
Gene: mims2
Product: family with sequence similarity 210 member B
Cellular component (GO): mitochondrion
Source: RefSeq, a predicted model, not a curated record
GAGCACGCCGCGCGCGUGGGGGGGUGCGUGCUGCCGGAGGAGUCCCGCGUGGAAGCUGACCGAGCCGAGCGACGCGCUUGUGCAACCCGUGACCCGCUGGCCGGAGAGAGGGCAGCGAGCGUGAGCAGGGAGGGCUGUCUCUGUGCAGGAAGGUCCUCUUCUCACAACGCAGGCCUUUCCUGCAAAAGAGGAGGGGAAAGCGAGCCUAGGCAUUUCCUGAUAACGAGCAGACAGAAAGCACCUCUGCUUCAACCCUCUUAUUGGCCACGUGAAUCCCUCACGUAUCGGUUUGAAACCUGGUCAUAUCGACGGAUGAAACGUGCCAUCACGCGAGAUGAGUCACAGAUGCCUCUAGAGCCAGGCGAGAAACACCCGUGUCUGUGAUUCCCCGAGAGGACGUGAGGUGCCGUAUCAUCUACAGACAUCAGUGAAAUAACUUCUUUCUGAAUGCGAAGAACGGCGCUUUUAUGAGUUACUAGGGGGUUUUGCUGUAAAUUUCAGUCACGUCAUCGGCGAAAGGCGCUGUAGUGGCACCGUCUAGUUCCGCUGGGCUCUCUGGAUGCUGUUGGUCAGUUCUCUCUGUGCGCCCCUGUGAGCCGAAGUCCGAGCGGACAUGUUCUGAAAAAUUGCCAUUUUUUAACCUACGUGAAAGCAAUCGCAUUGCUGUCAGCAGAACUACAAAUUGUAUUAACUAGCUGUAGUGGGCGGUAGCACGAACACCAGCAGCGCUAUGGGUAGAAGCAGAGGGUUCAGCAGUUUUACUGUGGUAUAUUGUUCAAGUUCCAAUCCCGCGCACGAGCCCGACCCUUCGUCACCCGCGCGCCCGGGAGAGAGCCCUCGAGGGCCCGGCCUUGACCCCUCUGCAGCCCCGCCCGCCCUCGCGCACGCUCGAGGCUGGCCGGUGGCUGCGGGUGCGAGAGGAGAAACGCUCCACACCCUCCCUGAAACGAGGAGGAGAAAAAGUACACAUUGGGGAAAAAUACAAAAGGUCCUAUUGAGCAGCCACCAUCACCCUUGUGAGCUUUCGCCAGCUCAGAGACGAACGCAGAAAAAACAACAACAAAACAACUCAUGUUGCACUACACUACACUAGAACCUUUCAACACGGAAUUUUUCGAAGUCGUCUCAACUUCUCUCUUUUACAUCCGUUCGAGUUUGUACCGGGCGUCGGAUGUAGCUGGGAAAAGAUACACAGGUUACGGUCAGCUUUCUGGAGUUGCGUGUUUUUUAAAAGCCCGUAUUUGCAUGGUGGGGGGCGUGUCCUGUGCACCUAUUGGUCGCGGGAGGCAGCGCACAGUAAACAGCUCGGUCACGAGCGCCCGGCGCGCGGCGGCGGGGCUGGUGCUGCGAGACAGUUCGGCGCAACAAGCCGGAGAGACGCGGCGCCUCCGAGCUCUCGCACGCUCGCUCACUCGCUGUUGAGCGCCGAGCAUCGAAAAUAAAAGAAAAAAGAGCGAAGAAGCCGGAGAGGCAGUCGAGGAGGCGCAAUGCUUCUUUGCCGGGGAGCAAGACUGCAGGUAGCGGUUCGAGACGCCGGCGCCCCGGGUCGGUGCUGGAAGUUCCCGGGAGCGGGGCAAGUCCGGAGGAGUCCCGCCUGCGCGUUGCACAACCAGCCCGGUGCAGCGUUCGCCCUGGGCGGCAGCGCGAACCCCGGCCCGGCGUCGGCACCGCCGCACGCAGAGGGGAGAGGAGACGCCAGAGUCUGGUUCCCAGCCCGCCGGACCUCCCCGGAUUACAGCCCGUGCAGGGACACGGGACUGGCCGCCGGCGCGUGGCCCUGCGGGAUUCGCCCCCCCAGUGGGAGAAGUCACCCGCCGUGGAUGCCCCGGGGGUCCGGUGGGCUGGACAGAGCCGGCGCCGCCGAGCAGAUGCUCUUCCCGACGGGGAGGCGUUUCUAUCUGCGCUCUCCCGCAGGCAGGGCGCAGCUGAAAGCCGACUCUCCCGCAGUAGCCGCCCAGAAACUCGCGGCCGGAGCCGUGGAGACCAGCUCGGCACCGAAAUGCGAGCCCCCAGGGGGCGUCCCAAGCCCGGAGCAGUCCCAGGACGGGCGGAUCAGCAAAACCCAGCAGCUCAGGAAGGUGUUCAAGGAGUACGGCGCGGUGGGGGUGACGUUCCACGUGGGGAUCUCGCUCGUGUCCCUCGGGAUGUUCUACCUGGCCAUCUCAAGUGGGAUCGACAUGGCGGCUGUCCUGUUCAAGCUGGGCUUCAGCGAGGCGGUGGUCCAGUCCAAGAUGGCGGCGGGCACCAGCACCUUCGUGCUGGCCUACGCCGUGCACAAGCUCUUCGCCCCCGUGCGCAUCAGCGUCACGCUGGUGUCGGUGCCCUUCGUCGUGCGCUACUUCCGCAAGACCGGCCUCUUCAAGCCCCCGGCCUCCAGCCCCUGAGCGGCGCUCGGCCCCCCCGGCCCCCCGCUGCCCCUCCGCAUCGCCACAGCACUGGAAAGUCCUGCCCAAUCCCCCACCCCCCCCUCCUGCACUGGGACCCCUGCAGCAUUCCGGUCACCCGUGGACGUCGCCCCAGCAGGUCCUGCACCUUUGAAUACUGGUCGUUUGGGUCCUGGAGUGGCCUUUUCCACUGCUGCUCUCCCUGGGGGCUCCUUCCUGUCGGGCCUCCUGGGGGUUUUCACCAGCAGCUGCUCUCGCUGGCCUUUAUUUUGCGGAUGUUUUUAGUUAGGAGCUGCUAUCGGCGAAGCCUGCGCAAAUCACUGAGCAACUGGGACGAGGGGAGCAGAUGAUGUCCUCUGUCUGCUGCACGCUCAGACGGACACGUUCCCUAGGCCCGUAGGGAGCCGUUUCGUUGGAAAAAAAUAAGCUAAAAAAGAAGUUUCCCCCUCUCGGAUGUUUCUCGCUACUCUUUGCUUAAAUCGAACUGAAAAAGAGGAGCGGUUGACAGUUCACAAUCCUGCUGUAAGCACUUGAAUUAGCCUCCUCUUCUAGGCACUCUUGAGGGAUUCACGACUGCUUAGAAAAAGUUCAAGCCUUGUGAGAGGUGUGGUACAAGCCUUGCAUGAACAAGGCGUCAGGUAGGGUUUGUCUCCAAGAGACAUGCUCAUCGGGGAGAGUUCAUGCACCCCUCAACAAGCCAUAAACGCUUCGACACGACUGUCACACUAACUGGCCAAGCCUUAAGCUAACUGUGAGACGAGGCGGUGUGCGUAAGUAUUCGUCUUAAAAUUUGUUCCUCAAUCAGUUUGGUGAGAGUUUCGUUUGUAAAGUGCUAUUUCCUGACGCUGAUCAGCUCAAAGCACUUCACAGAGUCCGUAACUGUUGAUGGGCACUGGCAGG